Molecule: messenger RNA, 450 nt
Organism: Closterium sp. Naga37s-1
Lineage: Eukaryota; Viridiplantae; Streptophyta; Zygnematophyceae; Desmidiales; Closteriaceae
Source: the annotation of a GenBank genome assembly
AUGCAACUACACUUCCCACCUGACCGCCAAUGUCUCUUUUCUUUCCCCUCCCUUUUACUCAAGAUUGCGAAGACGAUUCAAGUGGGCGGGCCUUACAGGUUGUCGCCGUGGGGCCCGCUGACGAUUAAGUGGAAGUGCCCACCUAUUGAAGUGGGCGACAAGCUGGUUUUUAAAUGGACACAGCGUUCUGAUAUCCAUCAGUUUAUCACUCAAUACACCGAUCCAACAACAUUCACCCAACCCAAGUACUGGGCCCAGUGCAAGACCAGCAAGGCCACUAAGACUCUCAAGAAAGCAUCGAAAUCGGGAAGCUACACCUACACUGUUUCAAAAGACGACCAUUUCAAUCUCAUGUUUGCGAGCGGCGUCGGCAAUAUGUGCAAGCGGGGACAACGCUUCCAGUCGCCUAUUCCCAAGUGUACUAACUCUGCUGGGUGUAUUGGUCUUUGA